Molecule: messenger RNA, 961 nt
Organism: Felis catus (domestic cat)
Lineage: Eukaryota; Metazoa; Chordata; Mammalia; Carnivora; Felidae
Product: olfactory receptor 2T6
Exons: 1
Coding region: 2-961 (319 amino acids)
Biological process (GO): G protein-coupled receptor signaling pathway
Cellular component (GO): membrane
Molecular function (GO): G protein-coupled receptor activity; olfactory receptor activity
Source: RefSeq, a predicted model, not a curated record
CAUGGUUGGAGACAAUAAAACUUGUUCCAGUGACUUCACCCUCAUAGGGCUCUUCACUCAUGGUGCAACCUCAGGCUUCCUUUUCAGCAUAAUUUGUGCUGUAUUCUUCAUGGCCAUGAUAGUUAAUGGGGUCAUGAUCUUCCUGAUCCAUAUAGACCCUUACCUCCAUACCCCCAUGUACUUCCUGCUCAGCCACCUCUCCUUCAUUGACAUGAUGUACAUCUCUACCAUUGUGCCCAAGAUGCUGGUCAAUUAUCUUGUGGGCAAGGGGACUAUCUCCUUCGUUGCCUGUACAGCCCAGCACUUUCUCUACAUGGGCUUUGUGGGGGCUGAAUUUUUCCUGCUAGGACUCAUGGCUUAUGACCGCUAUGUGGCCAUCUGCAACCCGCUUCGCUAUCCUGUUCUUAUGAGCCACCGGGUCUGUUGGAUGAUCUUGGCCAGCUCUUGGUUUGGUGGUGCUUUGGACAGCUUCCUCCUCACUCCGAUCACCAUGAGUCUCCCAUUCUGCAGUUCCCGCAAGAUCAAUCACUUCUUCUGUGAAGCACCUACCAUGCUGAGGCUGGCCUGUGGUGACAAAGCUGCCUAUGAAAUGGUAAUGUAUGUUUGCUGUGUCAUGAUGCUGCUGAUCCCCUUCUCUGUGAUAAUUGCUUCCUAUGCCCGAAUUCUCAUCACAGUGCACCAGAUGAAGUCAGCAGAAGGGAAGAAGAAGGCUUUUGCCACCUGCUCAUCACACAUAAUGGUGGUGACCUUGUUUUAUGGGGCUGCCCUGUAUACAUAUAUGGUUCCCCAAUCCUACCACACACCGAUCAAAGACAAGGUCUUCUCCGCCUUUUACACCAUUCUCACUCCUUUGUUAAAUCCUCUCAUUUACAGCUUGAGAAACACAGAUGUAACCGGGGCCUUUAAAAGGGUCUUGGCAAGAUGUCAAGGGAUUCGUGGUGUGACACGGGAAGGAUUCUGA